Molecule: messenger RNA, 1653 nt
Organism: Agrilus planipennis (emerald ash borer)
Lineage: Eukaryota; Metazoa; Arthropoda; Insecta; Coleoptera; Buprestidae
Product: epoxide hydrolase 4-like
Exons: 2
Coding region: 102-1313 (403 amino acids)
Molecular function (GO): hydrolase activity
Source: RefSeq, a predicted model, not a curated record
ACACGGUUGAACCUUGUCCUUAUCGUAACCUUCGAUUCAGUAUCAACUUAUUUUAAGUUUUAAUGAGAAAAAUAACAUAAUAAUUUGUAUUAAUCGAAGCUAUGGAUUCACGCAUUGCGUCGAUUUCUACAUGGGAAAUUUUCAAAAUUUAUUCGUUGUCCUUCUUGUGCGGCAUUUGGGUGUAUUUUAAAAAAAUUAUUGCGGGACUGAUAAAAACUGAGUCGUCUUCGAAAAAUUUUCGAGAUAAGCCACCCAGUUGCCUUGUAGAAUCGUCUUUUGGGAUACACAAUUACGUUAAAGUUAGGGGUACGAAAUUUCAUUAUGUGGAAUCGGGCAGCUCACAGAGUCCUUUCCUUCUUCUCCUCCAUGGUUUUCCGGAUUGCUGGUUGAGUUGGAGGUAUCAAAUUCCAGAACUCUCGAAGUAUUUUAGAGUUGUUGCUGUGGAUCUGAAGGGGUUUGGAGAUUCUGAUAAACCAGUUAAAAGUAAGAGUUAUUCAAUUGAUGUUAUUUUGGAAGAAUUAAAAGAGUUAAUAACAUCUUUUGGGCAAUCAAAAUGUACUGUAAUGGCCCACGAUUUGGGAGCACUUUUGACUUGGCAUUUUGUACAUAAAUAUCCUGAUAUGGUAGAAAAGUUGAUUUUAAUAUCAACUCCUCACCCUAAUCUUUACUGGGACAAUUUGCCGUCCCAAAGCAACCUAAACUUAAGCUGGUUGUGUUUUCUACAAAUUCCUCGACUUCCUGAAGCAGAUGCAUUGAAGGACGAUCUUAAAAUAAUAAACAAUUGGCAUUCUCAUUUGCAGGAGAAGGAUGUCUUUUUAGAUGCUUAUAAGUACACCUUUUCACGUCCAGAAGACUGGAUAGGACCCUUUAAUUAUUUCCGAAAUCUUCCUUUUAUAAGGAUCUGUGAUAUUUCGAGGCAGAUAGAGAAUAUGACUCUUCUGGUUGUCGGUGGUAAGGAUCGAGUAGUUUCGUUGGAAAGUAUCGUGAAGUCGAGCGAGUUUUGUGAAAAGUUCGUUGUGAAAAUAGUUGAUGGUUGCGGUCAUUUUCCCCAUCAGGAAAACCACCAAGUUUUUAAUAACACAGUUAUCAACUUCUUAAAAGUGAAACGUCCCAUCGAAAAAAAUUUAGAACGAUCUCCAUCGAAAAGUCUUGUUAACAAAAUGUUUGGUGCUGUGUCGUCUACAGUAAAAUAUGGAAAUUCGGUCAUUGAUAGUGUACAAAAACGCACAAACGGGGUUGUUGGCAAUAUACCAACCCUUGCGUUCAGUUUAACGCAAUUUCCUGGGGUUGCUACGAAAAGUAAUAUUUCAUGAACUAUGAUUCUUAGGAAUCAACUAAAAGGCAAAUAUAACCGUGUAGUUGUUCUAGAUCUGAUGUAAGAUUACUAAUUUGUUAAAAAAAAAUAAUAAGAAUUUGUGCUGACAAUCGUUCUUGUGAGGAUCUAAAAAGAAAGACGAAUUAAUUUCAAAAAUUAACAUAAGAAAAAGUUUAGUGAAUGGAAAUUACGUUAUAUCUUAAUUAUUUAAUUAGCCGUACAUGUAAUUAAUUGAUUCUAUAGAACUGCAUUUUUUCGAAUUGAUUUGUUAUUUACAUUUAAAUAACAAAAAUUGAAGUGAUAUUAUAUUUUUUAUCUGAUUUCCAUUAUUUAUUAUU